AUGGCGGCGCCGCGGGAGCCGGGCCGGGACUCGGAGGCCGCGUUCGCGAAGCGGAUUGACCCGGCGCGGGAGCCGGAGCUGAGCGCGGAGCAGCGGCGCGUCAUGCAGCGCGCGGAGGAGGCGCUGCGCCAGCGGGCCCUGCAGCGGCGGCUCCGGGGCCGCAACCUGCUGACGGGGCUGGGCAUCGGCGCGGUGGUGCUGGGCAUCUAUGGUUACACCUUCUACAAGAUCUCCCAGGAGCGAUUCCUGGAUGAGCUGGAGCAGGAGGUCGAGGCUGCCCAGGCCCAGGCUGCUAAGACCCCAGUGAACUGAGCCCCUGAGCAGGCUGGCGCUGCUCCCCACUUGGGAUGGAUCCAGCUGGAACUGAGGCCUGUGCCAGGGACCCUCAGCAGCCCGACUCCUCUUGGGUUGCAUCUGCCUUUGACAUGCCAGGCACUCCCUAUGGUGGGCUGAGUCCCCCUCGGUGGAAGGGGGGGGUCCCCUGUGCCCAGUGGGGACCAGGCACCUGUUAACUCCAGUCAAACCUUCCGGCUGCAGUUGCAGACUGUGGUGCAACAGCACCAGGUUUGUUUCCUGACAUGCUCAUCUGCUAUUCACCCCCUGCAGCAGGUGGGCCAGGGCCUCAAUAAACCCGUAAAUGAUUCACCAGAGUGGGUGUGUGAAAUGCCAGCCCUGGGCCUCCCCAGUGGGGCCUGCUGGGGGGCACUUGGGAUGGGGGUUGGAAGGAUAAGUUGGGGUAAGUGCAACAUCCCUGUAAUAUCUUCUUGUUGGUGAAAAUACACACGGGGGAAGCUUAAAUGCUGUCUCCCAGGUCUGUCCCAGCAGCCCCUGGGGUGGUUUGUAGCUAUUUAAGAGCAAAUGGAGAAAGGUGGUAGAAUAGUAAGUGUCUAGGACCAAGUUUGUUGGCUGCAGAUGGGGUGCCAGUGUUUCUUGGGCUGAACACGGCUGCCUUGGGGCUGCAUCAUGAAUUCCUUGUUUCCUGGUGCUGAGAGGAAGCCAGGGGCAGUACCUGGCCUGGGGGUGCCACCCAGCAUGUUUACCACC
This is a messenger RNA of Emys orbicularis (European pond turtle), 1044 nucleotides long. Its product is annotated as cytochrome c oxidase assembly factor 3 homolog, mitochondrial. NCBI's taxonomy places the organism in Eukaryota, Metazoa, Chordata, Testudines, Emydidae. Gene Ontology annotation, cellular component: mitochondrial inner membrane. Bases 1 to 312 code for a protein of 103 amino acids. The transcript has 2 exons. Gene Ontology annotation, biological process: mitochondrial respiratory chain complex IV assembly. The record is from RefSeq and is a predicted model, not a curated record.